UGUUAUCAUUUCAUGUUUAACCUGUCAAGAUAACGCAUAUUUAAAAAAAAAUAAAAGGACGUACAACAGUUAUUGUUAUGAUCAGAAUUUGUGCACGGAAACAGUAGUUUGGAAGUGGCAGCUAUCGUCCAUUUAAAUGUUUCACGCCUGGUGAUUCUUACAUGAACGUAUAUGUGCCUAUUCUGUCGCCAUGUUGCAUCUUUUAAAUUAAGCAGUCCGCAUUAAGAUUAACUUUUGAGUGGAAGUCCAGCUCGUUUCUGCUUUGUGUUGGACAUACUGUAAAAUGAUACGAGAGGCUGAUGAGGAGGACUUAGAGCGAGGCUCUGACGAUUUGGACAGUUCUGUACCGGACGAUGGCGGCGAGACAUGGACGCCAAAGGUCUCCCAAACUCUCACCGACUCGACAUCCGAUUUGGAAUCAUCUUCAGAGUUUAAUGAGGCCCAGUUUGCCCUGACUUGCGCAGUAUGUGGCCAAUCGUGUAGCACGGCUCGGUUCUGUAACCAGUGUUCUCUCUAUAUUUGCGAACAAUGUGUUGCACAGCAUCUUAAAACUCCUGGGAAGCACUACGUCGUCGAUUUUCGGGAACGAACUGUCGGCGUACCUCGCUGUAUCCAACAUCAGAGCACAGAGAGCACGUACCAAUGUACCACGUGCAACGUGUGCAUCUGUAACGAUUGUAUGAUGACCAUGCAUCGGCUGCACAGAAAUGUUCAUAUAAAAGAAGUAAUGGAUCGACAAAGCAAUACUCUGAUGAAAAAUAUGGCUGAACUCCAAUCGGUAAUAAAACCAGUGUUCCAGCAAAAAAUUGACUUCAUGAAAUUAAAGUUAGCCAAUGCAAAAAGGGCUUAUGAUGUUAUGGACAGUGAUAUUUCAAUGUGCGCUGAGAAAUUGCGCCGAGAUGUAGAUUUAGCCAUCGAGGCAUUAAAGUUAGAGGCGGAAAAGUACAGAAAAGAACAUACAAGAGAACUAGAGCAUGAUAUCUCUGUUUUAGAGACGAAACUAAUAGAAGUGCAAGAAGCCUCGAAAAAGGGUGAAAAUGCCUUGUCAAACUCAUUAGAACUUCUGAAAUAUGAAUCAAAUAUUGAAUCACUGAAAACGAUUCCAGAUAUGACAGACUUCGAAUUGCCAGUAUUUUCUCCUGGCCGGGUAGACGUUAAGGCCGGCGUUGGACAGUUGUCUCGUUUGGUCAAAUCGGUCAUUCCUUCAUCUGCCAUCAAAAAGAGAAGUGCAAAGAAAUCCAAGAAGAUAAAGUCAGAGCCAACGAUUGAAACGUCCAUUACUGUUGGAGAAAGAUAUGUUUAUGACGUAGCAUGUGCAUCAAAAUCGUCUGCUUGGAUGUGUGGAGCUGGCCUCUUUUACUACGACAACAAUGUGCGAUUGAUUGAAAAAGAUGGAAAUAACAAAGAAACAUUAGAGUGUCCAAUAAAUCCUAAAUACAUAGCUUUGAAGUCUCCUGGACGUGUUCUUUUCAGCGACGACUCUGACAAAACAGUCAAACUAUGGUCACGUGAUGACCAGGGAGUUUUCAUCAAAACCGACAGUUGGACCCCAGAGGGACUGGCCGUUACAUUGUCUGGUGACGUCAUUGUUUGUCAAUACAAGAAAACAGAGGUAGCAGCUGAGCAUAAUUCGUUGUCAAGGGUUGUACGAUAUAACGGCGAAGGCUCCGAGAUCAGAAAAAUGGAGUACAGAAAAGAAAAAAGAUUGUUCUGGCAUGCUCUCUUUGUCGCCGAAAACAGAAAUUUCGACGUUUGUGUGUCUGAUUCAGCUAAACAUGCAGUUGUCGUGCUGGACAAGAUGGGAGAAUUUCAAUUCAUCUACAAGGGAAACAUCAAGACUGGAAAAUAUCAGAGCUUCAACCCGAGGGGCCUCGAUACAGACAGUCAGGGGAAUAUUCUGAUCUCGGACUACAUGAACUACACUGUCCAUAUCAUCGACCAAUACGGCAAUUUUCUCCACUACUUGAUGCGAAAACAUCUGAAGUUCCCGCUGGGUAUCUCCGUGGAUGCUGACGACAAGGUGUGGGUCGGGGAGUAUAACAAUGGCACGAUUGCCGUCAUAGAAUACCUGUCUUAGAUUUUAUACAGUCGUGUUUAUCUCUCAACGAGGUUUGGAGGCGUAGCUAUUGUGUUUUGCUCAGGUUCUUCUUUUGUCAGAUGAACUUGCCAGUCGUGCUAUAAAGGAACCACCCAUCGAAUGAAUAUCGGAAGUUUGCUGGAGAUUUCUAAGACAUGGCCAUAUUUUCUAGUUGUGAACUCACUAUUUUGAUUUUUUUUCGUUUAAGAUUUGAGUAUCAAAAGAUUUCUUUCCUUAUUAAAAGGGGAAACUACGGUUGAUAUCUACAUGUAUGGAGAAAAUUAUUGUCUUAAUUUUGAAUGUCUAUAGCCUUGACAGCAAAAUUGAAAUAAAGAUUUCAUGCUUUUUGAAGUUAUACACAACAUUGAAAAUGGUUCCAUGGAGGUAAUCCCCAAACCUAACCCCCUGAAAACGAAAAGUUCAAAUAUCCGGAUCUUGAAGACAAAUCAAACGCUAACCUCUUUAUCAUAUCUUUACCAUUUCCUUCCUUGACAUCAGAUGUCAGUCAUUAUACUCAACUUAAGCAAUCAUUCUAUCAACUUACGAACUUGGCUACAGUUCGAAGUAACCAACUCAAAAAAACAUACUUAGCCAUUUACGAUAGAGGCAAGAUAAACAAUUACCAUCAAUUAAUAGGAAUUAGGCAACAAGUCAACAAUAUCACCAAUAAAUUACACAGAAAAUAUAUAAUUUCAAAGGUUUGAAAAUUCAAGUAAUCACAGAUUAUUAGCGUAUCAUACACGAUACCAUAAUAUC
Magallana angulata is the source of this 2833-nucleotide messenger RNA. RefSeq lists its product as uncharacterized. Gene Ontology annotation, biological process: positive regulation of DNA-templated transcription. Lineage: Eukaryota; Metazoa; Mollusca; Bivalvia; Ostreida; Ostreidae. Gene Ontology annotation, cellular component: chromatin; nucleoplasm. Gene Ontology annotation, molecular function: zinc ion binding; ubiquitin-protein transferase activity. The coding region runs from base 284 to 2077 and encodes 597 amino acids. The record is from RefSeq and is a predicted model, not a curated record. The transcript is spliced from 2 exons.